This is a messenger RNA of Colletotrichum aenigma, 648 nucleotides long. RefSeq lists its product as uncharacterized. Lineage: Eukaryota; Fungi; Ascomycota; Sordariomycetes; Glomerellales; Glomerellaceae. Bases 1 to 648 code for a protein of 215 amino acids. The record is from RefSeq and is a predicted model, not a curated record. The transcript has a single exon.
AUGACCUACUCGCGGGCUCAGAGACGAGCCCAAGAGCACAACGAGAAGCUUCUCCGUCUAGAUGGCAAGGGUGUUCACUUUCCUCCCGGACCCUGUCUAGGGUCAGACAAGACCGCGGCUAUGGCCAUGCGCAUUCUUCGUUUGGAACCUUCCGAACUCUGUCCCAAGCCAGACUAUGAGGACUUUGAGUCCAACUUGCGGAAAUUCGACAAUUACACCACACUAGUCGCCAGCGGGAAGGAGACUGAGUUCAACUCCCAUGUUUUCUGGACCGAGGUACUCGACGAGUGCAACGAUAGCUAUCCAAUUGGCAUAUCCAGCAUAAAGAGCGAGGUAUCCAGGCAUGGAAGGAGCGUCAAAAACGCCAUCUUUCGGAUUGUCAACACUUAUCGAAAGGCUCGAAGGAGAUACAUUCAGCUACACAUGGAUGAAGACAAUACGCAACGAGACCGCUUCAACCUGUUAGCUCGCUUGGAUCAACUCGAAGACCUCGACCAACGUCAUCUGCGCAAUGGAAGACGGAAUCGCCGAAAGCUCAGAGCCAGAGAUCGCAAUUCCUCCCAGUCUCAACAGCACAACACGAGCCCGACCGCUCACGACGCUAAGCAAUAUGAUGCGCCAUGCGUCAAUAACGCCGAGGACAGCUAG